Molecule: messenger RNA, 687 nt
Organism: Sinocyclocheilus rhinocerous
Lineage: Eukaryota; Metazoa; Chordata; Actinopteri; Cypriniformes; Cyprinidae
Product: serologically defined colon cancer antigen 8 homolog
Exons: 5
Coding region: 1-498 (165 amino acids)
Biological process (GO): centrosome cycle; neuron migration; establishment of cell polarity
Cellular component (GO): centrosome; centriole
Source: RefSeq, a predicted model, not a curated record
AUGUCGGUGUGUCUUGAGAACGUCUCCAGUGCCGUGGCCCAGCUCUGUGUCAUGAUGGUGCAGGACAGAAUGUUGCCAGUCCCCAGGCAAAUCAGAGAAACAGAUGCUCUUCUGAGUGCUCAGAACAGCCUGAUCGGGAAACUGAAGGAGGAGUGUCAGAUGCUCGGGGCUAAGCUGGAGGAACUGGCCCAGAGCAGAAGAGCGGAGAUGGAGCAGUUGUCUCUGGAGAAAGAGCACCUGCAGGAGAGCGCUGAGAAACUGCGAGGUCGUUGUGAAGAGAUGGAAGAGCAGUGUGUGCAACACGGGAGGAUGCACCAGCGCAUGAAGCAGAGACUGCAGCAGCUGGACCAGCACUGUCAGGCCAGUUCCCAGCAAGUGCUGCAGCUCCUCAGCCGACAGAAGCAGCUCAUGCAGGAGCGCCAGCAGCUCGCUCACGACAUGCACAACCUGCAAGCCCAGGUGCGUGGUGAGAAGAGAAUGGACACGCUGGCCGUGUGAGGGCCGUCUCCAUGAGGUCAUGUGAUCAGUCAUAAAGUGAGAACCGAUCACUGUGAUAUUCCAUAUAACCACACAAUGAAAUGCAGUGAGAGGAGUCAAAAAUCAAAGUUUAAUUAUUUUAAAUAAAUAGUAAAUAAAAAGCAUAUGAGGAAAUGUGGCUUCAUAACUGGGCAUGACUGAAUGGCUGUG